UCCAAGCAUUUGUUGCACACUCGGUCACCAUGGGCAAGGAGGUCGACGUGUCCACCCUCGAGGCCGGCGCCGGCGGCGUCCGGGACUACGAGGACCCGCCGCCGGCGCCGCUGGUCGACGUCGACGAGCUGGGCCGGUGGUCGUUGUACCGCGCCGUCAUCGCCGAGUUCGUCGCCACGCUGCUGUUCCUCUACGUCACGGUGGCGACGGUGAUCGGGUACAAGCACCAGACGGACGCCGCCGUGGGCGGCGCCGACGCGGUGUGCGGCGGCGUGGGCGUCCUCGGCAUCGCGUGGGCGUUCGGCGGCAUGAUCUUCAUCCUCGUCUACUGCACCGCCGGUAUCUCCGGCGGCCACAUCAACCCGGCGGUGACGUUCGGGCUCUUCCUGGCGCGCAAGGUUUCCCUGGUGCGCGCGGUGCUGUACAUGGUGGCGCAGUGCCUCGGCGCCAUCUGCGGCGUCGCGCUCGUCAGGGCGUUCCAGAGCGGGUUCUACGGCAGGUACGGCGGCGGCGCCAACGAGGUCGGCGCCGGCUACUCCAAGGGCACCGGCCUCGCCGCGGAGAUCGUCGGCACCUUCGUGCUCGUCUACACCGUCUUCUCCGCCACCGAUCCCAAGCGCAACGCCCGCGACUCCCAUGUCCCGGUCCUGGCGCCGCUGCCAAUCGGGUUCGCGGUGUUCAUGGUGCACCUGGCCACCAUCCCCAUCACCGGCACCGGCAUCAACCCGGCGAGGAGCCUCGGCGCCGCCGUCGUCUUCAACGACAGCAAAGCAUGGAGCGAUCAGUGGAUCUUCUGGGUCGGGCCGUUCAUCGGCGCGGCGAUCGCGGCGUUGUACCACCAGGUCGUCCUCCGCGCUAGCGCCAGGAGCUACGGCUCCUUCCGGAGCAACGCCUAGCUCCUGGUUUGUGGAAGAACGGAGUGAGCAAGGAGCACUGGUAGAUCAGAAGUAGCAGUAACUUCAGUCAAAAGUGAAGCCUGCAGCCUGCAAAUGUGUUGUGGAAAAACCAUUGUACCGUGGCUAUGUCCCUGUGUACCUUUCUUUGUCUCAACAUAAAAAUCAGCUAGUAAUUAAUAAAUUAUGGUGGGAGAAUGCAAGAGAUGAGAAGAAAAUAUGGGGAAAUUUAACUAUUUGCCACUUUUAGAUUUGGCAAUUAGCCAAAUGCCACUUUUAUCGUUGCACUUAUUUUUUUGUCAUGAGAAAGAGAAACUUUCUUAACUUUUUACCAUUUUCUGCACUUUGGAGUGCCACAUGGCAAGGACGCGCACAAUUACCACA
This is a messenger RNA of Oryza brachyantha (malo sina), 1277 nucleotides long. RefSeq names its product aquaporin PIP2-5-like. The transcript is spliced from 3 exons. Gene Ontology annotation, cellular component: plasma membrane. The record is from RefSeq and is a predicted model, not a curated record. Lineage: Eukaryota; Viridiplantae; Streptophyta; Magnoliopsida; Poales; Poaceae. Gene Ontology annotation, biological process: transmembrane transport. Gene Ontology annotation, molecular function: water channel activity. The coding region runs from base 30 to 896 and encodes 288 amino acids.